Messenger RNA from Acaulospora colombiana, 2198 nucleotides. The record is from the annotation of a GenBank genome assembly. Lineage: Eukaryota; Fungi; Glomeromycota; Glomeromycetes; Diversisporales; Acaulosporaceae.
GUCGUAUCCCGCUGCUUCUUCAAGUUCUCGAAGGCACCGAUCUAGUGAUCGCCGACGCGAAGAGAGCUACCACCGUCACCGCCAUGGACGAGAUUACGACAGAGACGGCCGUAGAAAAAACGCCGUAUCAAGAUAAGCCAGUUCUCGAGAAUGAAGCGAGAAAAGAAAUGAACAAAACAACUAAACAAAAAGUACCAAUUUCUCUUGAGGAGUUGAUGCAAAAACACGAAACAGAAAAGCAAGCUAAUGAUAGGAAGCCCGACAAAAUGGUAAUCGGUAUUCUAGGUGUAGCACACACGACAUUAUCUAGUAGACUGACUUCUUUUACAGGUUAUGGUCGUGAUCGUAGAGAUUAUUAUGAUCGGUAUGAUCGUGAUAGAUUUGAACGAUAUGAGAGGCCAAGAGGAAGGGAUCGUGACAAUGUGGAUAAGCGUUCAACUGAUAAAUCGGAAGCCAACGAAGGGGAAAAGCUAGAUGAUAAAGAAUUACAAGCAAUUAGAGAGCGUUAUAUGGGCGGAGAGCGCAAAAAGCGUAAAAUACGUAAAAUGAACGAAAAAAAAUUUGUCUUCGAUUGGGAUGCCGGAGAAGAUACGUCUCAAGAUUUCAAUCCGUUGUACGCGACAAAACAUAAUGCACAGAUGUUCGGACGCGGACACUUUGCAGGAAUUGACAUUAAGGAACAAAAACGUGAUCGCGCACAAUUUUAUAAUCAACUUUUAGAAGAAAGGAGAACUUUAGACCAAAAGGAUCGUGCUGAAGAAAGAAUGGAAAUCGACAGAAAGAAAGAGUUAAAGAGCAUGUGGGACGAUCGCCAUUGGUCAGAAAAACCUUUAUCGGAAAUGAAAGAGAGAGAUUGGCGUAUUUUCAAGGAAGAUUUUAAUAUUACUACAAAAGGUGGCAGUAUUCCUAACCCUAUAAGGUCGUGGGUAGAAUCUGGAUUGCCUGAACGUAUUCUCAAGUUAAUUGAAAGCAUCGAUUAUAAAGAACCGACGCCCAUACAACGUCAAGCAAUACCUAUAGGGUUACAAAAUAGGGAUAUCAUUGGUAUUGCUGAAACUGGUAGUGGUAAAACUGCAUCAUUUGUAAUACCGAUGCUUGUUUACAUAUCCGAUUUACCGAAAUUAUGUGAAGAAAAUAUGUCGGACGGACCUUACGCUCUUAUUUUAGCACCGACCCGAGAAUUGGCUCAGCAAAUUGAACAGGAAACUUUAAAAUUUGCUGCACCUAUGGGAUUUAAUUGUGUAUCAAUUGUUGGUGGGCAUGCCGUUGAAGAACAAGCUUUUAAUUUAAGGAAUGGAGCAGAGAUUAUUAUUGCUACCCCUGGCCGUUUGAAGGACUGCUUAGACCGAAGAAUUCUGGUUCUUAAUCAAUGUACAUAUGUAGUUAUGGACGAGGCCGACCGUAUGAUAGAUAUGGGGUUCGAAACAGAUGUUAAUUUGAUUUUGGACGCAUUACCAGUAUCUAAUGUAAAGCCUGAUACUGAAGAGGCCGAAAACCCCGCUGAAAUGUUGAAGAAGAUUGGGCAAAAAGAACGCUAUAGACAAACUGUCAUGUUUUCUGCAACGAUGCCUGCUGCAGUUGAAAGAUUGGCAAAAAGGUGCGUCGUUAUUGUCACAAUAGGCACCGCCGGUCAGGCUGUAGAUACUGUGGAACAACGAGUGGAAAUGAUUAAUGAUGAAAGCCGAAAGAAGGCACGUCUGUUAGAACUUCUCCAGGAAUCCUUUGAUCCGCCGAUCAUUAUUUUUGUUAAUCAAAAGAAAGGUUGUGAUGUCUUGGCUCGGGCUCUAAACAAACUUGGGUACCGUGCAACGACUCUCCAUGGUGGUAAGACACAGGAACAGAGAGAGAAUGCCUUGGCGCACUUAAAGAAUGGCACCAUGGAUAUACUAGUGGCUACUGAUGUUGCUGGUCGUGGUAUAGAUGUCAAAAAUGUAUCUUUGGUAAUUAAUUAUGAUAUGGCGAAAAAUAUUGAAGAUUAUACUCACCGUAUUGGUCGCACUGGGCGUGCCGGUCAGUCUGGUGUCGCGAUAUCAUUUUUAUCUAAUGCGGAUGCUGAUAUCAUGUACGAUUUAAAACAAAUGAUUUUGAAGUCUCCUAUAUCACGCGUUCCCCCUGAGUUGGCAUCACACCCCAGUGCAAUGGCUAAACCGGGAACGUACGUCUCGAAGAGAAAGCAUGAAGAGACAAUAUUUCAAUAA